Phycomyces blakesleeanus NRRL 1555(-) is the source of this 3273-nucleotide messenger RNA. RefSeq names its product glycosyltransferase family 41 protein. Gene Ontology annotation, biological process: protein O-linked glycosylation. The transcript has 2 exons. The annotation marks the transcript as partial. The record is from RefSeq and is a predicted model, not a curated record. Lineage: Eukaryota; Fungi; Mucoromycota; Mucoromycetes; Mucorales; Phycomycetaceae. Gene Ontology annotation, molecular function: glycosyltransferase activity; protein binding.
UUAUUGCUAUUAGCUUGUGUGUAUUAUACAUUCAAGGACUAUCAAUCUUCGUUACAAUAUAAUCAUUUAAUUCUGAAAUAUGAUAUGAACUAUGUGGAGGCAAUGAGUAACAUUGGUACAACACUCCGCAGCAUGGGCCGUACAGGAGAAGCUGAAAGAUGGUGGUACCAAGCAGUCAAGUUAAGGCCGGCCUACUGGGAUGCUGUUGAAAAUUUGGUAGGUGUCCUUUGUUCGACCAUACCGCCUUUACAUUCCGACAGCAAAGAAGAGAAGGCAUGCCCGCGCUACCAAGAGGCAUUGGCUGUAUGCGAAUUUGUGGAGCAGUAUUUUUUCCCAUCCUACAGCGAAGUGCUGUCACGCCCACGCCAUUUGCCAAUACACCAAUUGCCGCGACUACAGAACCUGUUUUACGCCAAAGGGAAUCUCAAAUAUGCACUUGGAGAUGUACCAGGUGCCCGAAAGGAUUAUGAACGUGGAUUAGAGCUGGUUUUUGGCAUGAAUUUAUUAAAUUUAACAAAUCAUCUUGCCUUGGCCUGCGGUUCCACUCAAGUACUCGAUGCCAAGCGAUACGGAAAAUUACUUAGUCCAUCAACAUUACCUCUGGUACUUCUGCAGCCAGAGCAGACAUCUCGCUUACUACAAAUAGCAUUUGGUACUACACAUGGACUUCUUCCAGGGCUUGCUAGCCUUGGAGCCAAUCAGACAACAUCUACUCUUCUUCUUACCCUUGCUAAGCUAUUUCAAGAUAUUAUGAGCCCGUCAACACCUGCUUUGGCCGCAGCUGCAUCCGAUACAUCCGUUGCUCCCACCUUAGGACUCCUUUUACCACUUUAUUAUCUUAGUCUUGCCCUUCACCCUAGCCCUUCCACUGCCAAUAACUUGGGUAUAAUCCUCAGUAACAUCUCGAGUGUAGCUACAGCACAAUCUGUAACUCUUAUGACCCCUGCUCAACAGCAGUCUCAAUCGACACCAAUUACUGGAACAAUGUUGGCCAUGCAGUACUACAUGUACGGACUUCAGCUUGACCCGCGGCAUCCGCAUUUGUAUACAAAUCUCGGAUCUCUCCUCAAAGACAUGGGUCAUCUUACAGAGGCUGUGUCGAUGUAUGAAAAGGCUGUGGAAUUUAAUCCUCGUUUCGAUGUUGCACUUGCUAAUCUUGGAAAUGCAAUCAAAGAUAUGGGGCGUGUGCAAGACUCAGUACAAUGGUAUAGACGCGCAGUUGAAGUUAAUCCAAAUUUUGUGGAUGCGAUUUGCGGGCUUGUGAACUCACUCGGUGGUGUGUGCGACUGGCGUGGACGCGGGGGUGCUGGAGAUGAAGGAGUUGUAGACGCAUUUGGAAACUUCUUUCCCAGUACCCAAGAUAAGAACGCUCGUAGUGGAUGGAUUGGCCGAGUAGUAGAUAUUGUUGAACGACAAUUGGAUGAAGGUGCUUCAUGGGGCUCGGGCAUCCUCAAGCAACAGGGCCGUCAUGAAAAAACCGUAGGAGAAGAAAUAGUGGAGUGUCUGGUGAAUUCUGUACCUCAUGAUACGGAUGUUCUUCCUCAGCGACUUGCCGAUCAAUGGAGAGCUAGACUAACAUUCUUUGAUACUGCUAAUAAGAAGAAUAAGAAGAAGAAUGAGGGCGGAUGGCUUAUUAGACUAAUAGAACGCUCUAUUCGACGCAUGCAACGUAGUUGGUAUAUUGAAAAUUAUGGCAUGACCUUGGUCAACAAUGGUCCACAUCCUGGCCCUACGCUUAUUAACCAAAACCUCAUACAAAAGUACGCUCGGCCACAUAUCCCAUCAUCUCUGCCUGCUCCACCUGUCCCUACUGUCCUACCGUUUCAUACGUUCACCUACCCACUGAGUGCCCGUCAAGUGCGGCUUAUCUCACAUCGUAAUGCCUUGCGGAUAUCUCACAAUAUUUUGUCAGCACCUUGGUUACCAGAGCAUGUAUAUCCUCCUCCACCUCCUCCAUCCCCACGCCUCAAAAUAGGCUAUGUGUCGUCCGACUUUAAUAACCACCCACUGGCUCACCUGAUGCAAUCUGUAUUUGGAUUCCACGACAAGACCCAUUAUGAAAUUAUAUGUUACGCGACUACGCCCAGUGAUAAUUCUCCUUAUCGCCAGAAAAUUGAACGUGAGGCUGAACAGUUUUUGAAUGUAUCAACAUGGUCCAACCAACAAGUAGUCGAGCGCAUUGUAGCAGAUGGUAUCCAUGUCUUAAUCAAUCUUAACGGAUAUACCAAGGGUGCCCGUAAUGAGAUAUUUGCUGCCCGCCCCAGUCCUGUCCAGUGCUCUUUUAUGGGGUUUGCCGGCACGUUAGGAGGCGGCUGGUGUGAUUGGAUCAUUGCUGAUCCUAUAGUUUGUCCACCCGAGAUGGUUAGUGGUGAAUUAUGGCGCUCCCGCCCCUUACUGGACCACACAAACGGUGACUUUGAAGGCGAUGUAGACCCAGAAGAAGACACGGACGAAUUUGUGUAUACUGAAAAAUUUAUUUACAUGCCUGCUUCUUAUUUUGUCAACGAUCAUAAACAAGGAUUCCGCGAGAACUCUACGACCAAUGGAACUACACCUGAGCAGCAGUGGGCUAUCGAAGAAGACAAGCGAUGGUCAAUGCGUCGUGAGGUGUUCCCUACAAUACCAGAUGAUAUGGUUAUAUUUGCUAAUUUUAACCAGUUGUACAAGCUUGAGCCAUCGACAUUCCGUAUGUGGCUGCGUAUUCUCGAACGUGUACCUAACUCAGUACUCUGGCUGUUGCGCUUUCCUCCUGCGGGUGAGCAACAUCUGCGGCAGCGGGCUACGGAGUGGGCUGGAGCGCAAGUUGCUCGUCGAGUGCUUUUUACAGAUGUCGCCCCUAAACAUAUUCACAUUCAUCGUGGUCGCGUGGCUGACAUAUUUCUCGAUACACCCGAAUGCAAUGCUCAUACCACAGCUGCAGAUAUCUUAUGGUCAGGCACUCCUAUCGUUACUUUCCCUAAACAUGUACACAAGAUGUGCUCGCGUGUGGGAGCUAGUAUUGCUCUUGCUACAGGAUUUGGUGACGAAAUGGUGGUUUCUAAUGAACAGCAAUAUGAAGACAGGGCAGUUGAGUUAGCCCAGGGACUAUCUUACACAUAUACUCCUAAUUCUACAGGCGAAAUGCAGCGGCGGGGUCAUGGUGCAUUGAUGCAUCUCCGUAAACGUCUAUUUGAGACCCGUGAAGAAAGUCGGUUGUUUGACACUCAAAGAUGGACAAGAAAUCUCGAACAGGGAUAUCUUGAGGCAUGGAGGCGGUGGGUCACGGCAAAGGAA